AUGUUGCGCCUCCCGCUGCGCCAGUGCUCGCGGACGCUCCAGAGCUCGCCGGCGAGAGCAGGCCUUCGGACGCUCGCCGCGUCGCCAUCACGGACGGCCAUUUCAACAUGUCGCAGGCCGCUUGCCCUUUCACCGCGCCGGACAUAUGCCAUUGCUGCCGAGGACACCAACAAGGGCGUGGACCCCAACGAUUCGUUCCUACAGGGCAACACGGCCAAUUAUGUCGACGAGAUGUAUAUGCAGUGGAAGCGAGACCCUUCGAGUGUGCACUACUCAUGGCAGGUCUACUUCCGCAACAUGGAGUCGGGCGACAUGCCCGUGUCCCAAGCCUUUCAACCGCCGCCUACCAUCGUGCCUACACCCUCUGGCGGCAUCUUCAAGCCAGGCAUGGGCAUGGCUUCCGCCGACGGCUCUGAAAUCAUGAACCACCUGAAGGUGCAGCUGCUGGUGCGCGCCUACCAGGCUCGAGGACACCACAAGGCCAAGAUUGACCCCUUGGGCAUCCGCUCCGAGGCGGAGCAGUUUGGUUACAGCAAGCCUCGCGAGCUCGAGCUGUCACAUUACAACUUUAGCGAGAAGGACUUGGAUCAGGACAUCGAGCUUGGUCCGGGUAUCCUGCCUCGCUUCAAGACGGAAAACCGCAAGAAGAUGACACUGAGGGAGAUUAUCGAGGCCUGCGAGCGCCUCUACUGCGGCUCGUAUGGCGUCGAGUACAUCCAUAUUCCGGAUAGGGAACAGUGCGAUUGGCUCCGCGAGCGCAUCGAGGUACCGCAACCCUUCAAGUAUUCGGUCGACGAAAAGCGCCGCAUCCUAGAUCGCCUCAUCUGGGGCACCAACUUCGAAGCCUUCUUGGCCACCAAGUACCCCAACGAUAAGCGCUUCGGUCUCGAGGGCGGAGAAUCUCUGAUUCCGGGUAUGAAGGCUUUGAUUGACCGGAGCGUCGACUACGGUGUCAAGGACAUUGUCAUCGGCAUGCCGCAUCGUGGACGUCUCAACGUACUCUCCAACGUCGUCCGGAAACCCAACGAGUCUAUCUUCAGCGAAUUUGCUGGAACCGCCGAGCCCAACGACGAAGGUUCUGGCGAUGUCAAGUACCAUUUGGGCAUGAACUUUGAGCGUCCUACGCCAUCCGGAAAACGUGUGCAACUCUCUUUGGUCGCCAACCCAUCACAUUUGGAGGCUUCGGAUCCAGUCGUAUUAGGCAAGACUCGUGCUAUUCUGCACUAUAAUAACGAUGAGAAGGACGCUCGCACUGCCAUGGGUAUCCUACUGCACGGUGAUGCCGCCUUUGCAGGUCAAGGUAUUGUGUAUGAGACCAUGGGCUUCCACUCGCUACCUAGCUACCACACCGGAGGAACCAUUCAUCUCAUUGUGAACAACCAGAUCGGUUUUACGACGGAUCCAAGAUUUUCGCGUUCCACCCCUUACUGCUCCGACAUUGCCAAGGCCAUUGACGCGCCCGUCUUCCACGUCAACGGCGAUGAUGUUGAGGCUCUCAAUUUUGUCUGCCAGCUUGCGGCCGAUUUCCGUGCCGAGUUCAAGAAAGAUGUGGUCAUUGACAUGGUGUGCUACCGAAAGCAGGGUCACAAUGAGACAGAUCAGCCCUUCUUUACCCAACCUCUAAUGUACAAGAAGAUCUCGGAACAACCACAAACGCUCGACAUCUACACCAAGAAGCUUUUGGACGAGAAGACAUUCACCAAGGAGGACGUUGAUGAACACAAGGCCUGGGUCUGGGGUAUGCUCGAAGAGAGCUUCAACCGCAGCAAGGAUUACCAACCGACCUCUAAAGAAUGGCUCACUUCUGCUUGGAACGGGUUCAAGUCGCCCAAGGAGCUCGCCACUGAAGUGCUUCCCCAUCUGCCGACCGCCGUUGAGGAGUCGCAGCUGAAGCACAUAGCAGAGAAGAUCGGAAACGCACCAAACGACUUCAAUGUGCACAAGAACCUGAAGCGUAUUUUGGCCGGCCGUACCAAGACCGUGGUGGAGGGCAAGAAUAUCGACAUGGCCACAGCAGAAGCAUUGGCAUUUGGAAGCCUCUGCAUCGAAGGCCACCACGUCCGUGUCUCCGGCCAAGAUGUUGAGCGUGGAACCUUUUCUCAGCGACACGCUGUGCUCCAUGACCAGGAGAACGAGAAGACGUACACGCCUCUGCAAGAUCUUAGCGAAAACCAAGCCACUUUCACUAUUUCAAACUCCUCUCUCAGCGAAUAUGGAGUUCUCGGAUUUGAAUACGGAUACUCCCUGUCCUCGCCCAACGCUCUUGUGAUGUGGGAGGCUCAGUUUGGUGACUUUGCCAAUACAGCUCAAGUCAUCAUCGACCAGUUUGUCGCUUCUGGUGAGGUCAAAUGGCUUCAACGCUCUGGCCUUGUCAUGAGUUUGCCCCACGGCUACGAUGGCCAAGGUCCUGAGCAUUCUUCUGGACGCAUGGAGCGCUACCUGCAGCUCGUCAACGAGGACCCACGCAUUUUCCCGUCGCCCGACAAGUUGGAGCGCCAGCACCAGGACUGCAACGUUCAGAUUGCAUACACUACCAAGCCAUCUAACCUCUUCCACUUGCUACGUCGUCAGAUGAACCGUCAGUUCCGGAAACCUCUCAUCCUCUUCUUCUCCAAGUCCCUGCUCCGACACCCGCUCGCGCGUUCCAGCAUUGAUGAGUUUACGGGCGAAUCGCAUUUCCAAUGGAUCAUCGAAGACCCAGCGCACUCGAGCGGAGAGAUUGAAUCCAACGAGGGCAUCAACCGCGUCAUCCUCUGCACAGGCCAGGUCUAUGCUGCUCUCGUCAAAGAACGUGAGGCGCGCGGUCUCAGGGACGUGGCCAUUACUCGUAUUGAGCAGCUCAACCCUUUCCCCUGGCAACAGCUGAAGGAAAACAUCGACUCGUACCCGAACGCACAGAACAUCAUCUGGUGCCAAGAAGAGCCGCUUAAUGCCGGUGCCUGGAGCUUUACACAACCCCGUAUUGAGACGCUUCUUAACCAGACAGAGCAUCACAACAGGAGACACGUCAUGUACGCAGGCCGCAACCCUAGCGCGUCUGUUGCAACGGGGCUGAAGAACUCGCAUAAGAAGGAGGAGAAGGACUUGCUUGAGAUGGCUUUCAGUGUGAAGCAGGACAAGCUCAAGGGCGAGUAG
Messenger RNA from Cucurbitaria berberidis CBS 394.84, 3135 nucleotides. Its product is annotated as 2-oxoglutarate dehydrogenase-like protein E1 component. The record is from RefSeq and is a predicted model, not a curated record. The coding region runs from base 1 to 3135 and encodes 1044 amino acids. Gene Ontology annotation, cellular component: oxoglutarate dehydrogenase complex; mitochondrion. Gene Ontology annotation, molecular function: thiamine pyrophosphate binding; oxoglutarate dehydrogenase (succinyl-transferring) activity. Gene Ontology annotation, biological process: tricarboxylic acid cycle. NCBI's taxonomy places the organism in Eukaryota, Fungi, Ascomycota, Dothideomycetes, Pleosporales, Cucurbitariaceae. The transcript has 3 exons.